ACAACUUGGAUCUAAUCCACCUCGUCUCUCGCAUACCGAGAUCCGGGAAAUCGCCACUCGCCCCUUAAGCUGCACAAAUAUCACACAAUGUCAGAAGGGAAGAAAGAACUGGUGUGGUUCAUCACUGGGACAUCCAGCGGUUUCGGCCACCACCUCGUGCUCAUUGCGCUAAGCCGCGGCGACUGUGUCAUCGCGACCGCCCGCUCUCUGGACAAGAUCCAGGACUUCCCGGCCUCGGACAAGCUGCGCACCAUGCCGCUCGACGUCACGGAGGGCUUCGCGAGCAUCAAGGCCAAGAUCGACGAGGCCGUGACCUUCUUCGGGCGCAUCGACGUCCUCGUCAACAAUGCUGGGUAUGGGCACAAGGCGAUCUUGGAGGAAGGCGGAUCCGAUGUCUUGCGCCAGCAGUUCAACACGAACUUCUUCGGGCUGAUGGACGUGACGAACGCGGUGCUGCCGCACAUGCGCGACCGCUUCAGCGGCACCAUCGUCCUCAUCGGCAGCCGUGCGAGCUGGGUGCCCGAGAUUCCCGGCUCCGGCCCGUACGUCACUUCUAAGGCCGCAGUCCGAGUCCUCGGCGAGACGCUCAACGCGGAGCUCACCCCCCUCGGCCUGCGAACACUGAUAGUCGAGCCUGGCGGAUUUGUCACCAACUCGCUCGCCGGGCCCUGGCACGAGUUCAACAAUAUCCCAGCCUACGACGCUACGCGCGAGGGCACGAAGAUCGGUAUCGCGGGGGCCGGCGCACGCUUCCGCGGGGACCCGAAACGCGCGAUGGAGUUGCUGGUAGAUGUCGUGCGUCGCGAGGGACGCGCGACCGGAAAGCCGUGGCCGCUCUACCUGCCGAUGGGUGAGCUCGCGGAGGCGGGAAUUAGGUCGAAGGCCGCGAAGAUGCUCGGGGUGCUGGAUGCGUGGAAGGACGUGAUUUGUGAUCUGAACUUCGAGAAGAAGUGACGGCGAGAAGAGUGCGUACCAGGAAGGCGGCAGGAGACGAAUGGGCACCGUAACAUGUGCUGCUAUAUUGAUGUUCCUAAGGCAGGACGACGUGGAUUCAAAUCGUUGUAACAGUAUGCAGUAAAUCAAGAUGAUCCAAC
Molecule: messenger RNA, 1094 nt
Organism: Trametes versicolor FP-101664 SS1
Lineage: Eukaryota; Fungi; Basidiomycota; Agaricomycetes; Polyporales; Polyporaceae
Product: NAD-P-binding protein
Exons: 6
Coding region: 88-954 (288 amino acids)
Source: RefSeq, a predicted model, not a curated record